AUGUUUGCACGGCAGCCGCUGUGGGUGCCGCUGGCGACGCACAGCCCGGCCUUUGCGGAGCGCUUCCUCGCCUUCAGCCGGGCGUCGCCGCACACGCGGCGGCUGCUGGAGGGCGUCACUUACCGCCCGGAGGAGACCCGGGUGCUGCUCGCGCCGGACGCGCGGGUGGCGGGGCGUCGCGUGACGCACGCGAUGGCGUUCCCCCUCACCGUCACGGCCGCCGUGUGCGAGGCGGGGGAAGACGGGGGCGCGAUGAGCGGCGGGGCCUUCGCCUCCCUGCUGGACGCGACCACCUCCGUGCACGUCAUGGAGCGCCUUCUCCCCUCCAGCGACGCCCACGUCUCGGUGAACAUGCAGUCGAGGUGUCUGCGUCCCAUCCGGCGCGGCGACACGCUGGUGCUGAUUAGCCGCGUGGAGAAGAUGGGCGCCCGGCUCGCAUUCAUGUCGGCCGAGUUGCUGCGUGACAGGCCCGGCGAGAGCGCGACGUCGGCGGCGGAGGCGCCGGCGACCUCCAUAGCAGAGAUGGACAGUUUUCUGCGACGGUUUGAACUUCUCGCCAGUGGAAAACACGUGAAGUUUCUCAUCCGCUCUAAGUAA
Molecule: messenger RNA, 597 nt
Organism: Trypanosoma conorhini
Lineage: Eukaryota; Euglenozoa; Kinetoplastea; Trypanosomatida; Trypanosomatidae
Product: thioesterase superfamily protein
Exons: 1
Coding region: 1-597 (198 amino acids)
Molecular function (GO): fatty acyl-CoA hydrolase activity
Source: RefSeq, a predicted model, not a curated record